AAUCCAACUCAUUUUACUUCUUCACAUGAAGGCUUCACUGCUUGAGCACAGUAGGCCUGUAUAUUUGACUUGCCCUGGCGUCCAGACCACGCCUCGCUUCCACGUUCUUCGUUGUUCUUCGUUGAUGCUUACCAGUGCCCAUUUGCAGAUUGAAUACCGAAACCCUAAUUUAAUAAAUUUUCCCAUUCCAUUCCCACCGCGAACUAAGUCCUAUAACUUGAUUUCUCUGAUCGUUUAUCCUUGCUGCGCUGCUUCAUUCUUGUUCUGCGUCAAAUCUAAGUUAGGAUCGUUUCUCUGCUCUGCGGUUUUAAAAUUUUUUCUGAUUAAGUGGACGAGGGGUUGUAGCUUCGGCGAGAUAACGAGCUUAUUGGACCCUUUGUUGGGCGGUUACUUGGUGUGGGCUUUGAUUUUCACAUGCUGAGGGUUUUCGGAUUUAGGGACUUUGAGGUAUUGUGGAAUGGAUAGAAAUGCAUUUCUUGCGUUGAUUCUGAUGGUUUUGAUUGUAUCGGAUGUCUCGAAUGCUUCGUUAAUCACGAAGCUCCGAAAAUUGGUCGGUGAGGCUCCGAACUACAGCUCCCAGGAAGAAAGAUCUCCGUUGCCGAGUCCAGUUGGCGCCGGCAAGGAAUCGGAUCCUAAUUCAAACGGUGCUGACAAAUCUGCUCAGAACAACUCUAAUUAUUCUCCGGUGCCCAGCGAGAGUUCAUCCAAAUUGGAGCCAAAGAGCUCGAACGAUACAGCUUCUGUGAGUCCGCCAACCAGAAAAUUGAGUCCGCCAAUUGAUAGCCAGAAGGACAAAGGAACAGAUAAAGAUGACAACAAAACUGAUGCGCCGGCAGAGAUUGUUGAAAACUGUGACAGGUCAUCUAAUCGGUGCAUGGACCUGAAUAAGAUGAUUGUUUGUGUUCUAAGCUUCAAAAGUGGGUCCAAAGAAUUGAUCCUUCUAGUUCAAAAUGAUGGAGAUAGCACUUUGAAAGUGAAUCUUACUGGGAUAUCGGUAGAAAAUGCUCUGAAGGAUGUCGAAAUACUUGGACACAAAACUAAAAGGAUUAAUACAUCAACGAGUGUUUCUGAUAUCACUGAAGUAGUUUUAAAUGCUGGACAUGGGAAUUGUGUGCUGCAUUUUGGCUCUCGUCGACCGCCUGUAGGAAACUUUUUCCUGCGCCACCCUUCUUAUUCUGAGUUCGUUACCCCCAUCAAUGGUGCCUACUUGAUGCUUUUAACAGCUCUUGUUUUCGGAGGAACGUGGGCUUGCUGCAAGUUUAGGAAGAGGAGACAGCAUGGUGAAGUCCCAUAUCAGGAGCUUGAAAUGGGUUUGCCAGAAUCUUUUUCAGAUGCUAAUGUGGAAACUGCAGAAGGUUGGGAUCAGGGCUGGGAUGAUGACUGGGAUAAUGACAAGGCAGCGACGUCACCAAGGGAACGCCAUGUAGGAAGUAUCUCAGCAAAUGGGCUUGCUUCUAGGUCUCCUAACAAAGACGGAUGGGAAAAUGACUGGGAUGAUUAGAUCUUUGGAACUAAAAAGGGUAGAAGAGACAAAGGAGGUAGGUGCGUUGGAGGAAGAGAUGAGAAAGAGGAUUGAAAAAUUGAGAGUAAACCUUUGGUACGUGCUUCUUGUACAACAUAGUUGCCAUGUAAUAUUUGAUAACAGUUUUGGUGAUUCCCCAAAAAAGGGUCUGUAAAAUGUUUUUUUAAAGCUUAAAUAUAUAAUUGUUAUCAUUGUUAUUGAUAAGACCACACCAAUAAAAAGAGUGAUGCUGUUUGGAGAA
Molecule: messenger RNA, 1763 nt
Organism: Malania oleifera
Lineage: Eukaryota; Viridiplantae; Streptophyta; Magnoliopsida; Santalales; Ximeniaceae
Exons: 4
Coding region: 458-1501 (347 amino acids)
Source: RefSeq, a predicted model, not a curated record